AUGAAGUGCUUGGUUCUGCUUUCGCUGCUAGGCUGUGUUGUUGCGAUGCGCCAGCAGUCCGUUGCCGUAAAGGGACGGCUCCUCUGCGGAAACCAACCAGCGGCCGGAGUGAAGGUGAAGCUGUGGGACGAGGAUGAUGGACCAGAUCCGGAUGAUGUUCUCGACGAAGGUUACACUGAUUCUAACGGCGCUUUCCAUCUUAAGGGCUCUGAGCGUGAGCUCACCAACAUUGAUCCCGUUUUCAAGGUUUAUCACGACUGUGACGAUGGCAUUAAGCCGGGCCAGCGAAAAGUGAAAUUUCGCAUUCCGGAUUCGUACAUCUCCUCAGGAGGUGUGGCCAAGCGUAUCUUCGACAUAGGUGUGCUGAAUCUGGAGACGAUUUUCCCGAAGGAAGAGCGUGACCUCCUUUAA
Messenger RNA from Angiostrongylus costaricensis, 411 nucleotides. Lineage: Eukaryota; Metazoa; Nematoda; Chromadorea; Rhabditida; Metastrongylidae. The record is from the annotation of a GenBank genome assembly.